AUGAGGAUAACUCUGGAAAUAUUAUUAUUGGAGAAGAAAACCAAGAGAAACUCUCUUUGAAGACUAACUAAACUCAAAGACAAUAGAAGUGUGGGCAGGCAGGCAUGUGAUAAAAACGAUGAGAAGAUUUCUUUUAUUUUCUUGGUGCCUUUGUUGGAGAUAUGUCUUUGUCAGAACUCAGAAGCAACGCACUCGCACACAUUCGAUUCCAUCUGAGCUUAUAGAGACAAAUUUAAAGAUGGAUCGUGGGAUUGCUUCCAGUAGCAGAGAUGGAUCUCAGACUGCUUCGCCUGAUGUAUUGGCAUUCAAGAAUAUUAAAAAUCCUAUCAAGAAGCAGAUCAAUAGUUGUGGCACAAUCUGUGUUAAACAAGAUGAUGAUCCAUGCCAUUUAUUGCGUCUUCUUUAUGAGAGUCUAAUAGCAGGAGGAUUAGCUGGUCUUGUGGUAGAAGCUGCUCUAUACCCAAUUGAUACUAUCAAAACUCGAGUGCAGGUAGCUCGAGAUGGAGGGAAGAUUAUAUGGAAAGGGUUAUACUCUGGUCUAGGUGGCAACCUUGCUGGUGUCUUACCUGCUUCUGCCUUAUUUUUCGGUGUAUAUGAACCUACCAAACAGAAGCUGCUCAAGGUUUUACCCGAAAACUUCAGUGCGGUUGCACAUUUGGCUGCAGGUGCUUUAGGAGGUGCUGUUUCAUCUAUUGUUCGUGUACCAACCGAAGUUGUUAAACAGCGGAUGCAAACGGGACAAUUUGCUUCGGCACCUGAUGCUGUUCGGCUUAUUAUAGCCAAGGAAGGCUUUGGAGGCAUGUAUGCGGGAUUCGGAUCUUUCUUGUUGCGAGAUUUGCCUUUUGACGCUCUUCAGUUUUGUGUAUAUGAGCAGUUACGGAUUGGAUACAAGUUAGCUGCGAGAAGAGAUCUAAAUGAUCCAGAGAACGCAAUGCUUGGUGCAGUUGCUGGUGCUGUUACUGGAAUUUUGACCACUCCUCUAGACGUAAUCAAAACCAGACUAAUGGUUCAGGGCGCAGGGAAUCAGUAUAAAGGGGUCUCGGAUUGCGUUAAGACGAUAUUGAGAGAAGAAGGGUCAUCAGCUUUGUGGAAGGUGAAUUCAUUUCUGUACACACAUUUCUGACAAGUCUGAAACUAUGUAUUAUACAGGGAAUGGGCCCGAGGGUUUUGUGGAUAGGUAUUGGAGGUUCAAUUUUCUUUGGAGUUCUGGAAAAGACAAAGCAGAUUCUUUCAGAUCAGAGCAGCCAAAAGAUUCAUAAGGCUUAAACUGUUAGAUUCUACAUCAAUGAUGUAGAUAUCUAAACUCUUUACGUUUCUUGCUUGAUUUUAAGGCCAUCUCUUCUAUUUUUCUAUCAGUCUCUACCUUUAUUAUACUUUUGCUCCAUAAGGACUUCGUUUCUUCCGGAAGGAUUGCGAUCUUGGUGGCUUA
Molecule: messenger RNA, 1429 nt
Organism: Brassica rapa (field mustard)
Lineage: Eukaryota; Viridiplantae; Streptophyta; Magnoliopsida; Brassicales; Brassicaceae
Product: probable S-adenosylmethionine carrier 2, chloroplastic
Biological process (GO): transmembrane transport
Source: RefSeq, a predicted model, not a curated record